AUACACAUCCCCCCCCCCACACCAAAAAAACCAAAACCCUAACUCCCUAGCAAGUAGCGCACGGCGCCACGGCCUGACGUCUGACCAGCGACGGCGAAACAGCGAGGCAGCCACAUUUCCGGCGAGGCGGCGACCGCAUCUGCGCAUCAGGCGGCGACCGCAUCUGCGCAUCAGGCGGCAUCAACGCAUAUAUCAUUCUAUCUAACUGUGUGCAAGAUUAGAAGAAAAUUACACAAUUUUACUGAAAAAUUCAGGAAAUAAUGCCGUCGUUGCAAACUUCUUUACCUCCAGAACUUGCCAACAAUGUCAUAAGACUUUAUCGGGAAUGCCUCCGAAGAGCAAAAUAUAUUGGUAGUAAGCAACAUAACACAGAGCUUUUGGUUGGUAUGGUGAGGCAACAAUUCAAAAAACACGUACAUGAGACAGAUCCAGAGAAGAUCCAGAAACUAAAGGAUGAUGCGGCAAGGGGACUUAUAAAUCACAUAUUAUAUGAGUCAGAAAGGUUAUCUGGUCGUAAGUUCAGCAAAAUAUAUUAUGCAUUGAAGAUUAUGAUCCAUCUCAUGGUUUUCAUCAUCUUUCCGUUGAGUACGUUGUAA
Beta vulgaris subsp. vulgaris (sugar beet) is the source of this 596-nucleotide messenger RNA. RefSeq lists its product as hypothetical. Bases 261 to 596 code for a protein of 111 amino acids. The record is from RefSeq and is a predicted model, not a curated record. Lineage: Eukaryota; Viridiplantae; Streptophyta; Magnoliopsida; Caryophyllales; Amaranthaceae. The transcript has 5 exons.